Molecule: messenger RNA, 294 nt
Organism: Gongylonema pulchrum
Lineage: Eukaryota; Metazoa; Nematoda; Chromadorea; Rhabditida; Gongylonematidae
Source: the annotation of a GenBank genome assembly
AUGGCGCAGAGCACGGAUGAUCAGCAGCAGCAGAAGGAGCAGGGUGCUCUGAUCGUGGACUCGCAGUACGAGAGCGAGGACCAGCAGUUCCUGGAGGAGCUGCACCUCGCAAGCAGCAACCAGUGCAGCGCCAGCAGUGAUCACGAAGGCAGCUUCUGCCCUCCGGAGACAUCCAAAAAGUCGUAUGCGCAGCUGCAGGCAGUCAAAACCGAACCCAUGGACUACGAGGAGCAGACUUUCUCAGACAGCGGUUCGUUCAUUAACUUUUCUUGCUUUCCCAUUAGGGCCGGCUAA